Messenger RNA from Trichobilharzia szidati, 5796 nucleotides. The record is from the annotation of a GenBank genome assembly. Lineage: Eukaryota; Metazoa; Platyhelminthes; Trematoda; Strigeidida; Schistosomatidae.
AUGUCAAACAUAUGUCCUCGUCUGAUAGACUACUUCGUUUUUGUUGGUUCGAGAUUGCCAGGAGAUGGUUCUUCAGUUUUGUCUCCUGAGAUUCUAUGUCGUUUUCCUCCAACAGAUCAUGAAGAUUUUCCUCUUCCUGCUGAUGUUUCUUUCUUUUGUCAGCCUGAAGGAUGUGUAAAUUCCACAAGCAGUACAUUCCCCAUAAAAGCAGUAGAUGGUGGAUCUUCCCAUGGGAUAAAAUCAAUGACAUUUUUGUUUUCACUCACUGAUAAGGACUCCAGUAAAACACGAUAUGGGAUAUGUACGAAUUUCUUAAGACCUGUAAGCUUCUAUGCUUCAAACAAAGAUACAUCGUGUGACUCAAAGAUUGAGUAUCAGCAUGGAGCUUCCUUCACAAAUGGAUCGAGUGGUUUUGGAGACAAUCCGAACAUCAUACGUGCCAGUCCACCUGACAAUAGAGCAGAACCGUUGAAGAAUGCUAGUAGGAAUUACAGCCUAACUUCCAUAUGUUUAAUAACUCACUAUCCUUUCGCAACAACAUUCACACGUUUGGUGCAGUGUGUCCAUACUGUCUUGAAAAAGCUACACAAACUGUCAAAAUCAUACUGUGUUGGAAGUCCAAGCAUUUGGGAUGUAUUAACAAGUAAUACAACUUUAUCGUGUUCUAUUCCUGUUGCGGAAGGUUUACGUCAAUUUCAAAUGUGGUUACUUCGCCUUCUUAGCGCACCUGCACCAAUACCUGGCUGUACAUAUGUUAAUCUUUCUAUUCAGCCGAAUGAUUCAGGAACACCUCCAUGUUUUGCUCUCCCUGAUCAAUCACGUCUUCCAUUAGUUGAUUUUCCUGUAAAUUUACCAUUUGAAAUUAUGGGUAUUAGAAAAACUCUUCGCUUGAUUAUAUGCUUACUUUUGGAACAAAAGGUGGUUUUACAAUCAUCGGAUUAUAAUAAAUUGUCGUUGACAAUUUUGGCACUCGUUGCACUCUUAUAUCCACUUCAAUACAUGUUUCCAGUUAUUCCAUUGUUACCUGCAUGUAUGCCAGAUGCUGAACAGCUCCUCCUGGCGCCUACUCCUUAUCUGAUUGGUGUACCAACAGCUUUCUAUACUGCAAGGAAGAUAUUUCGUAUGCCAAAAGAUGUCUGGCUAGCUGAUUUGGAUACUUGUGAACUGUCCUAUCCUAUGGUUGUCGAUGAAAUCCCAGAAUUACCUGAAAUAGAAAGUAACAUACUUGUCAGUCAUCUAAGAAAGUUACUUCAUGAGUUUUCAAGCUCACCGAUAAUCGAUUUAGACUUAGAUGAAUCAUCUAAGCAAUGGUCUCAUUCAUCAGCACGUACAGGCGCCUUAGAAUUAUCGAAAUUUGAUCCGUUACUGUAUACGCUUACAAGAGAUUCUGUUGGUGUUGCUAUACGUGUGUCAAUGAUUCUAUUCUUUAAUACAAGCAAUGUUCUAGGCGAAUUUACCAAUCAUAUACGUACUUUACGAUUAUUUCCACGUCCAGUGGUUGCAUUUCAAUAUGAAAGUUUUAUGAAAUCUCGUCCAAAACCGUGUUUAUUCACUAGUAUGCUGGCAAAAACUCAGGCUGUUGAAUAUUUCGCUGAGUCAUCUGUUUCUGCACAGAAUGAAGCCUAUCAACGGAUCAGUUCAGGAGUGUAUUCAGCUGAAUUAAUCGGUGAUAAAUUCUAUUGGUAUAAAAAUCAGCUGAAACCUGUAUAUUUUAAUUGUUGGGAUAAAUUGCUGGACAAUUCAAGUACAAUGGAGGAUACACCAACACUGAGGAAUUCCACACCGAAUCCACAUCAGUGUUUAUUAUUACUUCAAGCUUUUGAGACAGCGAAAUUCACUUUUCACAGACAAUAUUCUGAGGAUGUUACUACGACUGCUACGGAUUCGUCUAAUGAAUCCAGUAUGGAUUAUUUUAGCGGAAUAUUCAAGACGUAUUCACAGGAUACUGAUUCAGUACACUCGCAUGAAACACUUUCAUUGAAUACACCAACACCUGAUAUCACUGAAGAGUGUAUUCUUGUUGAACAGAAUAAACCAUUGCCAUCUGCUUUAGCUGAAUAUUAUACACCUCCAAAGGAAAUGGUAUAUCCUAAUGAAUCAGAUGAUACUUGGAAUAUAUCACCUAAACAACGUAAUGAUAGUGUAAUAUCCAAUUUCGGAAGUGAAUCGACGGAGUCUAUCGGAAGUGUUCAGCGAAGUGCCGAAGACAGAAAGCCUUCUGGAACACCAUCAGAUAUAUUAUCGACUUCAAAUACAGACACUAUAACUAGAUCGUCUAUUUCAUCGAAACGUUCAACUAGUGAUACUCUACAACUGAUAUCACGUUUAUCUCAACCAUUCUUAAUGAUCAAUGGCAAUGAUGCCAACAGGAAAAGAAGUACACCGACUAGUUUUACAACUGCUGAUGGUGACAGUGAUAAAUUGAAUUGGGAUGCAUCUUUAGCCUUAUUGUUUGGUGAUUUAAUGAAAUCAAAACACUUUAAAAGUUUAACCUUGAAAGAUGUACCAAUGUCAACUGUACAAAUGUAUAAAAAGAGAUUAGAAAAUGAACGUGCAAUUAUCGAUUUAGCUCGAUCUAUAAAACAAGGUCGUAUACCAAAUAUAUUUUCACGUAAUCAUAUUUCUACACUGUUACAAGAUGAGAAUUAUCGCAAUUUACUAAUUGCACGGAUUAAUCGUAAUUUAGAAAAUGAUGUACGAUUUAAUCAACAACAUAUUGAUGAUAUGCCUGUUGAACAUUGGAAUCAAUACAAAGCACUUGUUUGGGCUCUUAAACAAAUGAUCACCGGUUUAGAGUACAGUUUUCGUUCAGAUAUCACCUUUCCAACUACAAAUCAUUAUGAUCGUAUGCAUAGAGAUAAAUCUCCUUCACGAAAUAAUUUUAGUAAUAAUAAUUAUAAUAAUAAUAUUCAAACAACAUUGAGCGCUGGUCGAUUCGGAUUCUCUACAGGUGUACAAAAAACUGGUGGUUUUGCUUCAGCAUUCAUGUUAAUGGAAAUAGCACAUACACACUUUUAUCGAUUACCGAAUCGUUCAAGUCAUGGUAAUCCUACAACAACUACUGCUUCUCCAGAAAUUAUUUGGAAUAGUAUGCCAACUACACCGAUAGCUGAGAUGAGAUCACCUGUAUCAAAAAGUAAAUUGAUGAGUAGUGGAGCUAUUCCAACUAUUCAUUAUCCGAGUAAUCGACUAGACUUAUCGGAUUCUGAGUCGUACAACAGAAGUCCAAAAACAGUUAGUGAAAAUAGCUUAACACCACCUGGAUCUUCUGUCUCCUCAUCAUCUUCUUUGACAACUCGACGUCAUACUAUAUCACCUCAACAGUAUAAUUCAAAGUUAAAGUCAUCACCGCAUAGGCAUUCUCAGCCUCAUCAACAGAAUAACAUCAACUCGAACUCAGUGAAUAGCAGUAGUAAUAAUAAUAAUAAUAGUAAUACACAUGUUAAUUUUCAUCAUAUUACCAACAUAUCAAAAUCGAUAAAGUCACUAGAGAAUACAUUUGAUCUAGUGAAUGUUUCAAAUAAACUUGUAGAUCUUAAAAUGAAAGUGGAUCGUUCCAGUAGUCAAUUUAAUGAAAUCUACACUAGUAUGUCAUGCAAGCUAUCGAAUAACUUGAAACAACACUAUCACUUACCGUCUGUGCAUCAAUAUUUCCAUAAUAACAUUCAAAGUAUUAAUAAUAAAAUUAGUAACAGUAAUAAUAAUAACAAUAGUAAUAGUAAUGGUUAUAAUUUAUCUCAAUCAUCAAUAUUAAAAGGCACACCUGAUGAAUAUAGGAUAGUUGUACAUCCAGAUAGUGAUGUUGAUGUUGAAUCGCAGAAUCAAACAAUGGUUACAACAUCAUCUGUCCCACCACUUCUUCCAACGGGUUUGUUUCAUCAUUCCCCUGUGAUUCCCAGUAGAACUCAUUAUGCUAAACCGCAAUUCAAACCAUUUCGUCGUGGUCGUGAAUUUACUAAUAUUAUUGUUUCAAUGAGUGAACCAUCAUCAGAUAGAGAAGACAACGAGCAUCAUCGGCGUCAUCAUUCUACUCGGUCAACAAAAGACUUUUUACGCUCAGACAGUGUUAGUUUAAGUAAACAGGAUUUCAAGUUAACUGCUGAUGACUAUAGAAUGGCUCAUGAAGCUGUGACUGCUGCGUCUUCUGCUGCUGCUGCUUCAGGUUAUGAUAGUGAUGAAAAUAGUGUCAAAUCUACAGGAAAUGAUCGUAAUAAUAAUAAUAAUAAUAAUGAAAGUAUUGGGAAACACUUGAUUAGUAGUUCAUCAACUAUGAAACUUCAUGAUUCUUUGAGCCAAUUAACUGAGAACGAUAUUCCGACGGAGUAUAUUCGUGAAUUACCGGCUUUUAAAAGUCAGCGGAGUUUUGGAUACAGAUAUCAUCAAUCUCACUUAAUUCUAACGGAUUUAACAAUGGAUCCAAUUUCAAUGUAUGAAAGUGCUGAUACAUCCUAUGCUGUAUCGGCUUCUUCAUUUAAUACAUGUACACCACCAGCUAUUUAUCGUCCUGAAAUAAAAUUUCACUUUAAUGACUCUAAUGCUGAAGAACGAGAUGAACGACCGGAUCCUCCUCCUCCUCCUCAGGUGGUAGAACAAGAAAAAUCACAGUGUUUAAAUUCACCUAAACAACAUAUGUGUAGGCUUAGUCUGUUACCGACAACUCCAGCUCCUCCGUGUCCACUAUCAUCAUCGUCACCAUCUUCAUCUUCAUUGUCAACUCCAUCUAUUAACUCGACAACAUCAACAAUGACAACAUCAGCAUUCCAAAGGAAAAAAGUUCCAUGGACGUAUAUUUUUGAAGAUGUUUUCGAUGCUGAAUGGCAAAAAAGUAAACUAUGGGGAAAUUUACAAUUCUGGGAGGAUUCAUUCCUUGAUGCUGUUGCCCAGGAGAGAGAUAUUUUAGGUAUGGAUUUUCAACCAAAAGAACUUUUAUCAAAAUAUCAUAAUUCAUCUUUACUUAAACGUAAACAAAUGGAAUUAGCUGAAGACUGUUUACUAGUCAAUGUAAUGCAUAAUAUGAUUGCAUUUAUGCUGAUGGCUAAUGUUGAUCGUCUACUAAUCAGGAAAAAACUUCAACGUCUACUGGCUAAAAGUCAUACAGGCUUACAUUAUUCACGUAAAAUUGGUGAUUUGUUGAAUUCCUUGAAUUAUCUUAACGGUAAUGAUAUUGAUUUAAAUGUGGCACAAAGUCGUUUCAUUGUCCAACGUUCACAUGAAGCUUAUCGUGGUUCAGAUGACAGUGGUGAACUGAUUUUUAUUGAAGUAUGUUCUGAUUAUCUUUUAAUUCGUAAUUUAUCUGGACGUAUACUGGAACGAUUAUGGUAUGAUCAAAUUAUAAAUAUGACAUAUCGAUCUCAUUCGCAUAUUUUAUGCAUUACACGACAAAUUGAAAGUCAUUCACAAAUGGAUUUAUUUUAUACUCGAAAAUCUCGUUUAGUAUAUCAACAAAUCAAAGAAGCUAUGAAGCAUAUUUCAGUGGAAGCUUCUCAUGGAAUUUUAGAUGGAGAUUUAGAUGGUGAGAUUAACGCAGUCAAUGUGGACAACAAUCAACCGGGUACUAUUAGUAUCCUAUCAGAUGGAUUCGUGAUUAAAUUUGGUGAUGAACAGAAAUUUAUCAAACUGCAUAACAUUAAACGAUGCUGUACGAUAAAAUCGGAAAUAUUCACAAUUGAUGUUUAUGAUCCAGAGAAAAAGAAAAUGCUCACUUAUCGAUUUCAAACGGACAUGGCUUUAAUCAUUCUAAGUUUAUGGAAACGUAUAAUUGAAAUGGCUCUCCAGCGUAAAACAUCAGGAAAUUAG